Eptesicus fuscus (big brown bat) is the source of this 1821-nucleotide messenger RNA. RefSeq names its product TNF receptor superfamily member 8 (gene TNFRSF8). Lineage: Eukaryota; Metazoa; Chordata; Mammalia; Chiroptera; Vespertilionidae. The record is from RefSeq and is a predicted model, not a curated record. The transcript is spliced from 12 exons. Gene Ontology annotation, biological process: signal transduction. The coding region runs from base 16 to 1494 and encodes 492 amino acids. Gene Ontology annotation, molecular function: transmembrane signaling receptor activity; protein binding.
GAAUGCCGGGCCGGCAUGUACUGUAGCACGUCAGCCUCCAAUUCCUGUGCCCGCUGCUCCCCCCACUCCGUCUGCCCCCCAGGGAUGAUUGUCAAGUUCCCCGGCACAGCGCAGAGGGACACCGUCUGUGAGGCCCCCUCCCCGGGGGCCAGCCCUGACUGCGGCGCCGGCCGGGAGGACUGCAGGGCGCCCGCCAGCGGCACCACCCCCCGGGCCAAGCCCACCCUGACCUCAGCCAGCUCCGAAGCCAGGACCCCACUUCUUGAAGGGGACACUCCCCUCACCCCCGAAGCGGAUUCCAAAAUGAUGAGGGCUCCCAGCUCUCUCUCCUCCGUGGGGAAGCCCCGUCUGGAUCCAGGGCUGUCCCCGCAGCACCUGUGCCCUCUGGGGUCCGCCGACUGCAGGAAGCAGUGUGACCGGGACUACUACCUGGACAGGGACGGCCGCUGCACAGCCUGCGUGAGCUGCUCAGGAGAUUACCUCGUGGAGAAGACACCUUGCACGUGGAACUCCUCCCGCGUCUGUGAAUGUCGACCUGGCAUGAUCUGUGGCACAUCAGCCAUCAACUCCUGUGCCCGCUGCAUCGCCCGCCCUGUCGCCCCACCCAAGGUGGCCACCGCACGCCAGGGUAAAGCUGAGAGGGACACCACCCAUGAGCCGCCUCACCUGGGGACCCACCUUAACCGCAGCACCAACCCAGAGGACAGCGAGGUGCCGGCCAGCGCCUCCCAGACCUCCUUCCCCGACUCCCAGGCGGGUAAGGGGCACGGAGGAGGCGCCACCCAUGCCCAGGAGGACGCCUCCCUCUCCACAAGUGCUCCCAUCUCUUUCUCCUCCGCGGGGAGACCCAUCCUGGUUUCAGGCCCCGUGCUCCUCUGGCUGCUGGCGCUGCUGGCGGGGGUCGUCGGCGCCGGCUCCUUCCUCCUGUGCCACCGCAGGGCCUGCUGGAAGUGGAUGCAGCAGAAGCUCCACCUGUGCUACCCGGUCCAGACCUUCCGGCCCAGGCCCGAGCCUGCGGAUUCCAGGCCCCCGAGGAACCAGACAGAGCUGAAGAGCCUGUUGGUGACAGAGCCCCGCACAGAAAAGUUGGGGUUAAUGAGCCCCCCGGCUGUGGAGCCCUGCACCCAUGUGGGGUCAGCCUGCCUGGAGAGCCUGCCGCUGGUGGGUGCCAGUCCAGCCGGGAGCCCCUCAUCCCCCAGGGACCUUCCCGAGCCCCGGGUGACCACGGAACAUACCAACAACAGGAUCGAGAAAAUCUACAUCAUGAAGGCCGACACCGUGAUCGUGGGGACCGUGAGGACCGAGGCGCCCGAGGGCCGGGGCCUGGCGGGGCCGGCGGGGCCGGCGCUCGAGGAGGAUCUGGAGGCGGACCUUGCCCCGCACUACCCGGAGCAGGAGACAGAGCCGCCUCUGGGCAGCUGCGGGGACGUCAUGUUCUCGGUGGAGGAGGAAGGGAAGGAGGACUCCUUGCCCGAGACGGCGUCUGGGAAGUGAGGCCUGGCUGGGGCUCAGAGAGCCGCUGGGUGGCCCUGGGAACCGGGCGGCACGGUGGACCACGCUGGUGCAGAGGCCCAUCCAUCUGCUGACCUGAGUUUCCAGCACCCGGUGGUCCAUGCAGGAGGGGCCUGGGGGUCUCUACCUGCAUCCCCAGCCAGCUGCCCCCCACCCUGACCCUAGGGCAGGGGGCUGUGCAGUGGAGACAACCAAGGUGCUGGAUUUGAAUGGCGAUGUUUGCUGGGGCAACAGAAAGACAGACAGCAGAGACUGGACACUUGGCCUCUGCUGCUACUGAGAAGAUACCCCAGAUUCCUGGCAUGGGGC